UGCAAACUGUCAACAACAGCGAGUCGAGCGUUCCAAAGCAGCAGCAGUAGCAGCAGUAGCAGCAGAAGACCUUUUUAUGGCGCCGACUGCCCAUCGUUUCUGCAAAUGGAAGAAAGAACUACAAUCGUAUAACUGGAGCUUUUGCUGAAUAUUCAGCCAAACAAAAUAACAAUCAGCUGAACCAAUACUAGAAAAUAAAAGACGGAGCAACGCUGCAGCCCCUCUCUUCCUUCAGUCCCGUCCUUUCUGUCUCGCCACCUUGACCUGCCUCUGCUGUGCAGUCGAAGCAGCGGGGUCCUCGUCCCUCGCCGCAGGCCUCGGGCCCUCCCAUCGGCGGCCCGCUCCGGCCGUUUGCUGGUGUCUGAUGGCGCGGUGGGAUGCUAAGGGCAGCCGCGGGAGACUGUGAUGUCAGAGCCCAACAGCCCGGGUGAGAGCCAGCGUGGCGCUCCCAGAUUCUACGUGGGCUGCGAGGACGAUGAGAGCGAGGUGCAGGAGGACAGCAUGAGGACAGACAUGGACCUGUAUGAGGAUGACGAAGACACGCCCCCGGAGCGACAGAUCGUGGUGGGGAUCUGCUGCAUGAUGAAGAAGUCCAAGUCCAAGCCAAUGACCCAGAUUCUGGAGAGGCUGUGCCGGUUCGAGUACAUCACCGUGGUCAUCUUCCCAGAGGACACCAUCCUCAACGAGCCUGUGGACAAAUGGCCGCUGUGUGACUGCCUCAUCUCCUUCCACUCCAAAGGAUUCCCUCUGGACAAUGCGGUGAGCUACGCCAAACUGAGGAGCCCUCUAUUCAUCAACGACCUGAACAUGCAGUACUAUAUUCAGGACAGGAGAGAAGUGUAUCGGAUCCUACAGGAGGAGGGGAUCGAGCUGCCGCGUUACGCUGUGCUGAACCGCGACCCAGCUAAACCAAAUGAGUGUAACCUGGUGGAAGGGGAGGACCAUGUGGAGGUGAACGGGGAAAUCUUCCAGAAACCUUUUGUGGAGAAGCCCGUUUGUGCUGAGGACCACAACGUCUACAUCUACUACCCCACAUCAGCAGGCGGCGGCAGCCAGAGACUCUUCAGAAAGAUCGGGAGCCGGAGCAGCGUCUACUCUCCAGAGAGCAGCGUGAGGAAGACUGGCUCCUACAUUUAUGAAGAGUUCAUGCCGACUGACGGCACGGAUGUUAAGGUGUACACCGUCGGGCCGGACUACGCCCACGCCGAGGCCCGGAAGUCUCCUGCGCUGGAUGGGAAGGUGGAGCGCGACAGCGAGGGGAAGGAGGUCCGUUACCCCGUCAUACUCUCGGCCAUGGAGAAACUGGUGGCCCGGAAAGUCUGCUUGGCUUUCAAGCAAACGGUGUGCGGCUUCGACCUGCUCCGAGCCAACGGACACUCCUAUGUUUGUGACGUGAACGGUUUCAGCUUCGUCAAGAACUCGAUGAAAUACUACGACGACUGCGCCAAGAUCCUCGGGAACAUCGUGAUGCGAGAGCUGGCGCCUCAGUUCCAGAUUCCCUGGUCGAUCCCAACGGAGGCAGAGGACAUCCCGAUUGUUCCCACCACUUCAGGGACCAUGAUGGAGCUACGCAGUGUCAUCGCUGUCAUCCGUCAUGGAGACAGAACGCCCAAACAGAAGAUGAAGAUGGAAGUUCGCAACCCCAUGUUCUUUGAUCUGUUUGAAAAAUAUGACGGAUACAAAACAGGAAAGUUGAAACUCAAGAAGCCGAAACAGCUGCAGGAGGUGCUGGACAUCACCCGGCAGCUGCUGAUUGAUCUGGGGCAGCGCAACGACUGCGAGAUCGAAGAAAAGAAGUCCAAACUGGAGCAGCUGAAGACGGUUUUAGAAAUGUACGGUCACUUCUCUGGGAUCAACAGGAAAGUGCAGCUGACUUACCUGCCCCAUGGGCAGCCGAAAACCUCCAGCGAAGACGAAGACACACGUAAGGAAGGUCAGUCCCUACUGCUGGUGCUGAAGUGGGGAGGAGAGCUGACUCCUGCUGGCCGGGUGCAGGCGGAGGAGCUGGGCAGAGCCUUUCGCUGCAUAUACCCUGGCGGUCAAGGAGACUAUGCUGGAUUUCCGGGCUGCGGGUUGCUACGGUUACACAGCACCUACAGACACGACCUGAAGAUCUACGCGUCGGACGAAGGCCGGGUGCAGAUGACGGCGGCUUCCUUCGCAAAGGGCCUGCUGGCUCUGGAGGGGGAGCUGACGCCCAUCCUGGUGCAGAUGGUGAAGAGCGCCAACAUGAACGGGCUGCUGGACAACGACAGCGACUCGCUGAGCAGCUGCCAGCACCGCGUCAAGGCCCGGCUGCACGAGAUCCUGCAGCGGGACCGCGAGUUCAACGACGAGGACUACGACCGGCUGGCCCCGACCUGCGCUACGUCUCUUUUGAAUUCAAUGAAAACAGUGAAGAACCCGGUGGCCACAUGUGAUGAGGUCUACACACUCAUUCAGAGCCUCACCUCUCAGAUCCGCACCAGAAUGGAGAACCCAAACUCUUCCAACCUGCAGCUCUACCACAGCGAGACUCUGGAGCUGAUGCUGCAGCGCUGGAGCAAGCUGGAGAAGGAUUUCCGCAUGAAGAACGGCCGCUACGACAUCAGCAAGAUCCCCGACAUCUACGACUGCGUGAAGUAUGACGUCAUUCACAACGCCACGCUCGGCCUGAAGGACACGCAGGAGCUGUUCCGGCUGUCGCGAGCGCUAGCCGACAUCGUCAUCCCGCAGGAGUACGGCAUAAAUAGAGCUGAGAAGCUGGACAUAGCUUACGCUUACUGCCUCCCUCUGGUCAGGAAGAUCCAGCUUGACCUGCAGAGGACGCACGGAGACGAGUUUGUCAACAAGCUUCAUCCUCUGUAUUCUCGUGGCGUUUUGUCACCUGGCCGUCAUGUCAGGACUCGGUUAUAUUUCACCAGUGAGAGCCACGUCCACUCCCUGCUCAGCAUCUUCCGAUACGGAAGCCUGCUCGACGAGGAGAAGGACCAGCAGUGGAAACGCGCCAUGGAUUACCUCAAUGAGGUCGCCGAACUCAACUACAUGACACAGAUUGUCAUCAUGCUCUACGAAGACAACAAUAAGGACAUUUCCUCUGAGGAGCGGUUCCACGUGGAGCUCCACUUCAGCCCCGGCGUUAAGGGCGUGGACGAGGACGAGCACGUGCCGCACGGAUUCGGCUUCAGACCCGCCUCAUCAGAGGUGACGCGACAGAACGGGCAGAAGAAGGAGGAGCGCAGCAGUCUGGAGGACCUGACGCGAGACGAAACGGACCGCGCCGUUCCCGCGUCGGAGCCGAUCACCAUUCAGAAGCGGUCGCCGCUCAUUCGCAAUCACAAAACCGGAUCAAUGGAGGUCCUCUCAGAAACCUCCUCCUCUAAAGUCGGCAACUACCGUCUCUUCUCCAUCUCACGUCAGUCUCCAGAGAUGAAACAAAGCGGCUUAGGCUCUCAGUGCGCCGGACUCUUCAGCACCACCGUCCUCGGUGGCUCCUCUAGCGCCCCUAACCUGCAGGACUACGCACGUGCACACCGCAAAAAAUACUCCACCACCAGUCUGUCCUACAAAGACGAGCAAAUUAGAAGAGAUGAGGCCAGGAGAAUUGAGAGGGGAAGGAAACAGGGAGCAGCAAUAGAACAAAAGAGAAGAGAUCAGGUCAGGAGGAUUGACAGAGGAAAGAAACUUGACUCAGUAUCAGAACUCAGUAAAAGAGAGGCGGCCAAGAAAAGAGAGAAGGAUAAAAAAGAGGAAUUAGUAGAGCUCAGUAAAAGAGAGGUGGCCAAAAAAAGUGAGAAACGAGAAAAACGUUGGAAAAGUGAGACAGAUAAAACAGAGGAAUCAGAAUACAGUGGAAAAGAGGAGGCCAAGAAACGUGAGAAAAGAGAGAGGGAUAAAAAAGAGGAAUCAGAACUCGGUAAAAGAGAGGUCGUCAAGAAACGUGAGAGAAGUAAAACAGAGGAAUCGGAACAGAGUGGAAAAGAGGAGAGUAAGAAAAGUGAGAAACGUGAAAAACGUGAGAAAAGAGAGAAAAGUGAGGAGGAAAAAAAAGAGGGAUCAGAACUCAGUAAAAGAGAUGUGGCCAAGAAAAGUGAGAAACAUGAGAAAAGUGAGACAGAUAAAGCAGAGGAACCAGAACAGAGUGGAAAAGAGGAAACUAAGAAAAGUGAGAAAACAAAGGAACCAGUACAACUAGGGAAAAGAGAGGUGGCCAAGAAAAGUGAGAAACGUCAAAAAAUUGAGGAGGAUAAAAAAGAGGAACCAGAACAGAGUGGAAAAGAGGAGGCCAAGAAAAGUGAGAAAAGAGAGAGGGAUAAAACAGAGGAACCAGUAGAACUCAGUAAAAGAGAUGUGGCCAAGAAAAGUGAGAAACAUGAGAAAAGUGAGACAGAUAAAGCAGAGGAACCAGUAGAACAGAGUGGAAAAGAGGAAACUAAGAAAAGUGAGAAAAUUGAGGAAGAUAAAAAAGAGGAACCAGAACAGAGUGGAAAAGAGGAGGCCAAGAAAAGUGAGAAAAGAGAGAGGGAUAAAACAGAGGAACCAGUAGAACUCAGUAAAAGAGAUGUGGCCAAGAAAAGUGAGAAACAUGAGAAAAGUGAGACAGAUAAAGCAGAGGAACCAGUAGAACAGAGUGGAAAAGAGGAAACUAAGAAAAGUGAGAAAAUUGAGGAAGAUAAAAAAGAGGAACCAGUAGAACUCAGUAAAAGAGAGGUGGCCAAGAAAAGUGAGAAACAUGAGAAAAGUGAGACAGAUAAAACAGAGGAACCAGUAGAACAGAGUGGAAAAGAGGAGGCCAAGAAAAGUGAGAAAAGAGAGAGGGAUAAAACAGAGGAACCAGUAGAACUCAGUAAAAGAGAUGUGGCCAAGAAAAGUGAGAAACAUGAGAAAAGUGAGACAGAUAAAGCAGAGGAACCAGUAGAACAGAGUGGAAAAGAGGAAACUAAGAAAAGUGAGAAAAUUGAGGAAGAUAAAAAAGAGGAACCAGAACAGAGUGGAAAAGAGGAGGCCAAGAAAAGUGAGAAAAGAGAGAGGGAUAAAACAGAGGAACCAGUAGAACUCAGUAAAAGAGAUGUGGCCAAGAAAAGUGAGAAACAUGAGAAAAGUGAGACAGAUAAAGCAGAGGAACCAGUAGAACAGAGUGGAAAAGAGGAAACUAAGAAAAGUGAGAAAAUUGAGGAAGAUAAAAAAGAGGAACCAGAACAGAGUGGAAAAGAGGAGGCCAAGAAAAGUGAGAAAAGAGAGAGGGAUAAAACAGAGGAACCAGUAGAACUCAGUAAAAGAGAUGUGGCCAAGAAAAGUGAGAAACAUGAGAAAAGUGAGACAGAUAAAGCAGAGGAACCAGUAGAACAGAGUGGAAAAGAGGAAACUAAGAAAAGUGAGAAAAUUGAGGAAGAUAAAAAAGAGGAACCAGUAGAACAGAGUGGAAAAGAGGAAACUAAGAAAAGUGAGAAAAUUGAGGAAGAUAAAAAAGAGGAACCAGUAGAACUCAGUAAAAGAGAUGUGGCCAAGAAAAGUGAGAAACAUGAGAAAAGUGAGACAGAUAAAACAGAGGAACCAGUAGAACAGAGUGGAAAAGAGGAAACUAAGAAAAGUGAGACAGAUAAACCAGAGGACUCAGAAGAUGGUGGAAAUGCUGAAGAUGAAAAUAGAAAGAAAGACAGUGCACCAGAAGAUGAAGAUCCUGAGUUGUUGUCUAUGCCGGCAGUAAAACGAUUUUCUGUGUCGUUUGCAAAGCAUCCGACUAAUGGGACACAAGACGACUCGUCCACCGUCGCAUCGUCUGCGUCCCGCUUGUGCAGUUGGACAGAGUCCGUGGAGGAACACCAUGUGGCCCAGUUGUUGAGGUUUUUAUCCACCGACCUCAGCUCGGGCUGCCGCCAGCUCUCUCUGGACCACGCUCUGGCCCACCACCUCCACCAGUGCUCCUACCACCUGCGCCUCUUCCGAAACUGGCUCAUCUCCGGCCAGGACCCCCUAGAGUGCCUCCACGGCUUCGAAGGAUGCUCCAUGGUGCCCUCCAUCUACCCGCUGGAGACGCUGCACAACUCGCUGUCGCUCAGGCAGGUCAACGAGUUCCUCACCAGAGUCUGCGAGAGCGCCGGGGAUACGCACACCAGGACCUCCAGAGCUCUGUCGGCCAUGUUGGGAGCUCACAAUCAGCCAGACAUCCCUCAGAGGAUCCUGACGACCUCCAUGUCGCUCAAAUCUCGCUCCGACAGACCUCCGUGGUACAGCAGCGGUCCGUCCAGCACGGUUUCCAGCGCCGGCCCGUCCUCCCCCACCACGGCCGACACUUCGCCGCGGUUCAGCUUCAGCGACAAGGUUUCGCUCACCCCGCAGAGCAGCGAGGAAACCCACUCCUCCCAAAACGCCUCCGCCCAGCCGCUGCCCGCCGAAGUCCCGCUGACUCCAAACAACUCCCCAGAGGAAGAACCCGAACCCGACAAGCAGCCCGACGACCCAGAACCGGCGGCAGACGGACAGGAGGCGUCCUGCGACACUCUAGAGCCAGUCCCGGAGCAGGGGCCGGCCUGCGUGGCACUGGCGGAGCUGAGUCUGGGCCGCAUGGAGGGCUACUGCCUGCCCGGGUCACUGCCGGUGCUGCUGGAGCUGAGGGAGAGCAGCAGCGAGGCCGGGUCCAGCUCGCAGACGCCCCAGUCCCCUGAGGGGCCCGACGAGUUCUUCGACACGCAGGAGUCCGUGGAGCUGUGGACGGACAGUCCCGAAAACGCCCCGCAGCCCGACACCGCCCAGGACCCAGAGCCAGCUCAGCCGGUGGAGCAGUGAACCGGCCGGUCCAGUCCGACCGGGUUUUUAAUCUAAGCUCAUCUGUUACUUACUGACAGCAGCCAUUGGGUGAAAAACCGAGCAGAGAGUCUUAAUAGCUGGGAGAAUAUAAUAAAUACUACAUUUUAAUUUGGUUUGGAAGUAGAAACACUUGUAUGUGAUCAGCUGAGCAGAUCUCUGGCGUUUAAGCAUUUUACUGCCGCUGUCUGUCCUACACUGCAAAAACACAAAAUACUAAGCAUUUUUGGUUGAGUUUCUAAUGCAAACAUCGUAAUACUUGAAAUAGGAAAAAACUAAUUUACAAACAGCUUUUCAGCAAGAAAUAAGAUGUUUUAGGUAAAUAUUUCUUUAUAUUGAUCUUAAAAAGUAUUACUACGAUUGGCAAAUUAUUUCACUUAUAACAAAACAUUUUCCCAUGUCAAAAGUUAAAUAAUCUGCCAGAGGAGCAAGUACCUUUUUUGUCAAUAUUAAGGAAUUAUUGACUUAAACCAACUGCUAUAUUUUGCUGAAAAUGUGUUUGUAAGUUAGUUUUAUAUUAAGAUUUUUGGUCUAGAAAGUAAACCACAAGUCCUUGGUAAUAUUUUGUGUUUUUGCAGUGAAUUCUCACUGAGUUUUGUUUUUCGUCAGAGUUGCUGAGAAUGUUUGUAAUCUGUAAGAAAACUGAACCAUCCUCAGUGCUGAUGGGGUUUUUUUCAGUGUGCACCGCUGAUCGCCAAAGUCCUUAACCCUCAGUGAAGAUUUAAUUUAGAGAAAAACACAGUUUUAUUUUAAAAAAGAAAUAAAAUAUUUUUAAGAACCUGCACAUUAGAUAUUUAACUGUAUAGCAUAUUCAUGGCUUUGGGUGUGUGUAUAUUUUUGUUAAAAACACAUUCAAGCCUCAUUUUAUCACUGAACAAAAAGGAGGGCAUUUUACAUUCAUUGUGCUUUUUAUUGUGAGCAGCGAUGUAGCACAGAGGCAUGCUAGCUUCCGCAGCGCUGUGUGCUGUCCUGGUACAUUUCGAUGAACUGUAGAAAAUUAAACUGCGAGUCUGCGAUCUUACUGUGUGUACAGAUAAAACACGACAUCAAUGUGAUUGGUGUCAAAUUUCUGGUCAUUUGACUCAAAUAAACAUUUUGGACUUAUCUCCA
Molecule: messenger RNA, 7893 nt
Organism: Xiphophorus couchianus (Monterrey platyfish)
Lineage: Eukaryota; Metazoa; Chordata; Actinopteri; Cyprinodontiformes; Poeciliidae
Gene: ppip5k1a
Product: diphosphoinositol pentakisphosphate kinase 1a
Exons: 62
Coding region: 406-6765 (2119 amino acids)
Biological process (GO): inositol phosphate biosynthetic process; inositol metabolic process
Cellular component (GO): cytosol
Molecular function (GO): 5-diphosphoinositol pentakisphosphate 1-kinase activity; inositol hexakisphosphate kinase activity
Source: RefSeq, a predicted model, not a curated record